This is a messenger RNA of Panonychus citri (citrus red mite), 7091 nucleotides long. Its product is annotated as fatty acid synthase-like. NCBI's taxonomy places the organism in Eukaryota, Metazoa, Arthropoda, Arachnida, Trombidiformes, Tetranychidae. Gene Ontology annotation, biological process: fatty acid biosynthetic process. The record is from RefSeq and is a predicted model, not a curated record. Gene Ontology annotation, molecular function: fatty acid synthase activity; oxidoreductase activity.
AUGAAUGAACGACCAGAAAUUAUCAUCUGAGUCUCUGGGCGAUUCUCAAAUUGUGCUAAUGUUAAUCAACUAAAGGAUAAACUUUACAAAGGCGUUGAUAUGACCUACGAUAAUGAAGAAAGAUGGCCAAAGGGAAUUUAUGGUUUACCAUCAAAAAGUGGAGCUCUAUUGGAUUUACAAAAUUUUGAUGCUUCGUUUUUUGGAUUAACUGAUGAAGAAGCGGAUUUAAUUGAUCCCUCGACAAGAUGUACCAUUGAAACUACAUUCGAAGCCCUUUGUGAUGCAGGAUUGGACCCAUGGAAUCUUGAUAAAAGGAAGGUUGGAUUGUUCCAUGGACAAACAAAUAACGAAAUGAAUCGUUAUUCAGUUGAAUUUGAAGGGAAAUCAACUAAUCUACAGACACAAGAGCGUUUGAUUGCCCACAUAUUCAACAUUAAGAAUGGUGCUUUUCUGUACGAAACUGCUUGUUCCUCAAGUUUCACCGCUUUAGCUCAAGCAUUUCUCCAUUUAACUUGUGGUCAUAUUGACCUGGCGAUCGUUUCUUGUGCCAAUAUUAUGUGGACUCCAGCGAUCGCUUUAUCUUACCAUAGACUUGGUUUAACUUCACAAAUGGGUCAGUGUAAAUUUCUUGACGCAAAUGCAUCGGGAUAUGGACGAAGUGAAACCGUGGCAACUAUAAUUCUCGAAAAAUCUUGUACUGCUCAAAGAUCCCAUGGUCAGUUAAUUAACUCAGUAAUCAAUUGUGAUGGUUAUAAGCCUCAGGGAAUCACUUAUCCAUCAUGGCAAUCUCAGGCUUCCCUAAUAAGUAAAUGUUAUAAAGAAAGUUCCAUUGAUCCGACAAAAUUGGAAUACUUUGAAUGCCAUGGAACGGGUACCGAAGUUGGUGACAUGGUUGAAAUUAAAGCUCUCUGGUCAGUUAUGGGUAAUGGCCGAUCAAAGUUACCUUUACUUUUGGGUUCGGUUAGUAACCUUGGUCAUUCAGAAGCGGGUUCUGGUUUAUCUUCACUGAUUAAAUGUUUAAUCAUUUUUAAAUUAAAUUCUAUUCCAGCAAAUCUUCAUUACGAAAAACCUUCAACCCACAUAACAGAAUUGGAGAAAGGUUUUGUCGCUCCAGUUUUAAAAGAAACACCAUUCAAAGGUCAAUAUAUACCGAUCAAUAAUUUCGGAUUCGGUGGUGCUAAUUGUCACAUUGUUCUUGGACGGUCAAUUCAAAAUGUCCAGGAUAAAGUAUCGUCAUCGUCCAGAGAGGAAGCCGUUUUAAUCUUAUGCUGUGGUCGAACCACAAUCUCCCUCCAAUCCAUGAUGAAUGGAAUCGUUGAGAUGAAACCCGAAUCAAUAACACCUCAUUUCGUUCAUCUAGUGAACCGUUAUUCGUACUUUAUGUCAACCACAGCGAAUCAAGAAAGAAAGAUGAACCAUCGAAGUUACAUAAUCUCUUGUCCUCGAAAAGGACUGAAAAUCUCUUCCCCACAUGAGUUGCCUUCCAGUUCAACGAAAUUUCCAAUCUGCUUCGCAUUCCCUGGUGCUGGUUGUCAAAUCGAUAAUAUGAUUCAACCUUUCAUGGGAUUGAAACCUUUUAGAGAAUCAAUUGAAGAUUCAUUGUCACUUGUUGAUUCAGAUGGAAGUAAAAAUGUUCGAGAAAUGAUCUCAAAUGCUCGACAAUCUCAUUGGAAAAUUUUCACUCUGGGAAUAUUUCAAAUUGCUGUGGUUGAUACUCUUAAAUCACUUGGAAUUGUACCGGACAUUAUUGUUGGUCAUUCGUUUGGUGAAUAUUUUUGUGCUUAUGCCGAUGGUGUUUUAUCCAAAGCUGAAGUUCUGGACAUUUGCUAUUCGGUUGUUCAAAUAAUCUCCUCGAUUAUCGCUGAAUCGCAAACAUUUAAAAGCUACUCAAUGAUCUCAGUUGCAUUGACCUGGGAUGAAUUAUUACCACUAAUACCCAACAAUCUGUAUCCAGCAUGUUUCAAUACUCGAGAUAAUAUCACACUCGCUGGAUUCACUGAAGAUAUUGUCCAGUUUUCGAAUCAUCUAAAGGUUCAGAAUAUUUUCAAUCGGAUCAUUGAUUCCUGUGGAUUUGCCUUCCAUACUCAAGCAUUGGGUAAGAUUAUUGAACUUUUCCGCUGCAAGUUGACCCAUUUUUCAAAUGUUUAUCGUAAACCAAGUGAUAAAUGGAUAAUAUCUCAUGAUUCAAGUAUGAAUAGCGACAAAUCACUUAAUAUUCAAAAACUUUGCGUUGAAAUAAUUGCGAAUACAGUUCAAUUUGAAAAGGCUUGUAAAUCGAUACCAAAAAAUGCGAUUUGUAUUGAAAUAGCACCGAGAAAAUUUUUAACAUCCUUGUUAAAAUGUAAUCUAACUGAAUCAUUGAUUGUUGAGGUUCCCUUUAAAGUUGGUAAUCAACAAUUGAUCCAGAUAGAUGACCAUAACAAUCAAAACAAUCAUCGUCAUUAUCCAGAGCUUCCUGGUAGCUUUUUAACUUCAUUGGGAAAUCUUUACAUGAAUGGUUGUCCAAUCAAUUUGGAAUCAAUUUAUUCCCAUAAAUUGAUUGGUCCAUCUCCAGUUGAUACACCUUUCCUUUCACCUUUAAUCAAACUUGACCAUUCAAAUGGUCAUUUGGUUCGUCGAUUUCCCGAAUAUUUCAAUUCCAACAGCUCAGCUCAGGAAAAAUUUACCAUCAACAUUAAUGAAAGUGAUAAACAAUAUCUUGGGUUUUUCCAUUAUAAUGGUUACCAAGUGAUUCCAAUUUCUGGUUUAAUUCAUUUGCUUUGGUCUAAAUUUGCUUCAUUAACAGCUCACAGUACCAAUGAUUUAGCUGUUUGUUUGGAGCGUAUUAAAUUACAUCGACUUUCAUUGUUUGAUGAUCAGAAAUUAUCGUUUCUGAUUAAAUUUCUUCCAACCAAUCAAGGCAAAUAUAAGUUUACCAUAGAAACUUAUUCCGAUAAUUUAGUAAUCAUGACAGGGCUUGUAUCCGAUUUAAAUGAUUCCAAUGGCGAUGAAAUGAUUGCUGAUCAAAAUCACGAUGAUAAUGGUCAAUAUGGUGAUUCCAAUUGUAUUGAGUCCAACAUUUUCUAUGGUAUUUUAUCACGUAAUGGUCUUCACUAUCAAGGUAAUUUAAGAAAUGUAAUCCAGGUAAAUGAUAAAACAAACACAGGAAUUAUGAGUAACAAUCAAGAUUGGAUUAUAAGGUUUGAAUCCAUGUUACAAUUUACCAGUUUUUUCAACAAUCAGGAAAAUUCAAGUUCAAUCACCAGAAAAAUGGACAAUAUACCAAUUCGUUUGGACGAAAUCCAUUGUAUUCCUGGACAAUUAUCGCAAGAAUCAACUGUCACCAUCACCUAUGAUAAAUAUUCAAAGAUAAUUAGAUCAGAAUCAAUUUAUAUCAGAGGAAUACAAUUUGGAUCAUUCCAAUCACAAUUACCAUGUAAAUUAAAUCCAAUGGAAGCGAGAAUUGAACAAUUUAUACCAACAUUUAACCAGAAAGUUUAUCAUCCAUUGGAAACAUGUAUCACAAUUAUAGUUGAUCAUUUGAUUGAAUUUACUGAUUGUAAUCAACAACAGCAAAACGAAUCACCAAUAACAUUGAUAACUGCAACUCUAAAUAAGGACAAUCGUAAUGAUACCAAAAGAAAUGAUGAAAAUUCACUUGGACAGUUAAUUAGAGAUGAAUUACAAAAACGACGAUCAUCACAAUGUAAUUGGAUUAAAUUUGAUUCACUUAAUCAGUUUACCAAUAAGAAAACACAAUUAGACGGAAAAGGAAAUGAUUUAAAUGAGAUGAUAAGUAACCGUUUGUUGAUUAUUGAAACAGAUAAUUCAACCAGUUUAAUUGAUUCUAUUAGUGAAUCAAUUAGUUUGAUGACAAAAUCAACUUUUGAUUUUAUUAUCGUUCGUCAAUCAACAACAACAAUCAAUUCUGAUUACGGUGAAAACAAUAAUGAGUUAGUUAAUUAUCUCAAAUCAAAUGGAUUAAUUUUUGUAUUUUCCUCACAAUCUGAUCAAUGUUUCAUUCAUCUGAUUCGUUGGUCAAUUGAUGAAAACUUGAUCAAUGUUCAUAAAGUUAAUUCAUCAUUUAAAUUACCUUCAUUUUCAAAUGAAUCAAAUAAUCUAAAUUGCUUAUUGGUUGACAAUUUAUCCUCAUCUAUUGGUUUAAUUGAUAGAUUAAAGAUUGAUAAUCAAACAAUACCAUUGAAAUGGUUAAUUAAUGAGACAAAUGAUGAAAAUUGUUUCAAUCAAUUUAUACCAAUUGGUUUAACUUAUACUGUUUUAAGUGAUGGUGUUCAAGGAAGUUACCAUUAUUUACCAAUCAACUUAUCAUCAUCAUCAUCAUCAUCAUCAUCAUCAUCAACAACACAACAUCAUCAUCAUAACUUGACUCGUAUUGACGAUGAGACUUUGAUUAAACUAUUGUCACCAAAUGAUUAUGAUACUUCAAUUGUUAUUUGUUGUAAUCAACUUAAUUAUUGUGGUUCACUAAUUGGUUAUUCACGGAAAGGUUUACAAGAUGAAAUUGGUGAAAUUGGAAUAAUUAAAUAUGAUGAAAUCACAGAUGAUUAUCUAAUUGUCCACCGUUGGUCUUACAAUCAAAUUCAAUGGUCACUCGAGGAAGCAGCAACAAUACCAAUACCUUAUUCAUUGGCUUAUUAUGGUCUAAUCAUUGUUGGUCGUCUAGCACGUGGUGAAAAUGUUUUAAUUGUUAACGGUCAUACAUCGGUUGGUUGGGCUAUUAUAACAAUUUGUUUAUCAUUUAAUUGCACCAUUUACCUGUCGGUGGAAACGGAGGAGGAAAAGGUUAACCUGGUAAAACGUUUUCCCUCACUGGUUGAUAAACAGUUUCUAAUUACAAUAAACGGCCAAGAAAUUGAGCAAACAAUUAAAAUUUUAACUAAUGGUUACGGAUGUGAUUUAGUUAUUAACACUAACAGUAAUAAUAAUAUAACCAAUAGAGAUGUUAAUAGUUACGAUCAGGUCAAAGGUAAUCAAGAGUUUUUGUUGAAAUGUUUAUCGAUUGGCGGAAGGUGCGUUGACCUUAACAAGUUUCCCAUGUCGAUUGACGAUGACCUGGGAUUGGCCAUUUUCCUACAAAAUAUAACCUAUUAUGGUGCUACACCGGAAGGAGUUUUCCAAUCAAUUGGACCAAAUAAAACAGGAACCACAGGUAAUCAUCCUCAUCACCGUUUAGCUGAUUUAAUGGCCAACCAAAUAAACAGUGGAAUCAUUUGCCCAUUGAUUGGUGUUGAUUCACCUGAAAUCAUAAAAAUUGAACCUAAAACAAAAUGCAAACAACAAUCAACUCGAUCAAACAAUCAGUUACCUUUGGUUAAUUUGAUCAUUGGUCAACCAGGUGAUUUAGAACUUGAAAUUAUUGAGAAAUCCCGUCGAUAUGAUUCAAUUUGCAAUUUUAUUCUUAUUCCUAUUAAUCAAUCAUCCAAAGAUAUGAUGAUGUCUUUUCCAUCAUCAUCAUCAUCAUUUGGUAAUAAUAAGGAACAAUCAUCUUCACCAUUAUUAUUAUUAUCUUCAUCCUCCAAUUCAUCAACAAGUUUAUCUUCAUUUCCAUUAACACCAAUUUCAUCAACAAACCAUCAACCAUUGACACCGACACCGCCAUCAUCAAAUAAUAACAAUAAUAAUAAUAAUAAACCAUCAGCAUCACAUUAUCAUCCAUAUAUUAUCAAUCAACUUGGAUUACUGGGUUGUUCAUUUAUUGAUAUUUCCAUGAACGGUAAAUCAAUUGAUAAAAGAGACACAAUCAAAUAUCAACAAGUGUUGAAAGAAAUUUCAAAAAGUUACAAAAUUAACAAAGUUUUCCUUGUCUACCGUUCAUCUGACCCGGACAAUCAACAAACUAAUCAUCGUUACCAUCAAGAGCAUCCCAGUUCUCAUCAUCAUCAACAACAACCACAUCAUCACAUUGAUCUUUCAAAUCAAUUAAUGAUUCAAUUAUUGGAUUAUAUUACUAAUUCAAGGGAGAUCUCAAUCAACUUUCUCACCCUCAUCUCUUGUUCAUUAACUCAAGAUUGUACUUUUAUUUGGCCUCAAUUGGUUAGGAAAUGUCAACAAUUUGGUAAAAGGUCCGGAGUUAACAGUAUAACAAUUAACUUGACUGAUUUAUUUUCAUCCGAUGAUCCUAAUUAUUGGUCUCAACUGGAUCAAUACAUAAGUCAAUUAUAUUGUCAACUAAUUGGUUCUAAUGAUAUGACAGAUAAUACUAAUAAUAACAGAAAAGUCAAUGGAGUGUACAAAUUAACUUGCAAAGUGGACAAUCAAUAAUUAAUCAUUAAGACUACGAGUAUGACAAAAACAACGAGAUCACUUUCAAUACAUUAGAAACAUUUGACUUAUUACAAUUAAUUUGAUUGUAAAAAUGAUGAAACAAUCAAAGAAACCAAACCUCAAAGGAAAAGGUCAACAAAAGUAACAAUCAAAUUAUCAACUAAUGACAAUCAAUUAACUUAAUCAUCUGAUUGUUGAUUAUGGAUUUAAAACAAGACAUUGGGAUUAAACGGGGAUUUUUUUUAUAUUUGACAAGAUAAUUAAGAUUAUGAUGAUUACCCAAAGAUUAAUGAAUGACUCUCUUUAGACUAAAUCAUUAAUCUAAAUCAAUCAUCAAGAUUAAAUUUACUUUUUCUAUUACAUAUUAAACUUGUUGAUUGUUAAUCGUUGAUUUCAUAUUAUCAUCAUCAUCAUCAUCAUCAUUUGAAAGCUGAUUUGAAAGUAAUCAUAAUUUUGUCUUAACUAACCAAUAAUGUUAACCUUAAAUUGUGACAAUUUAAAAAUAACAAGAAAACAUAUUAGAUUAGACAAGAAAUUAGGUUAAAUUGUUACACAUUUAUUACUAUUAUUGUUUUAAUACUUUUUACAUGAUCAGUGAAAAUAAACACUAAUCAAGAUAAUCUUGAUAAUCCUUGAUUGUUAUUGUUAACCAAAUGAUUUAAUGUCAAACUUCAUGCUGUUUGUUUGUUGUAAGAUGAUAUUUAUUGUUGAUUGUUGAUAAACACGAGAAAAUUGUCAAUUACUGUCAAUCAAUUGGAUUAAAUUUGAUUGUAACAUUUUUGAAUAACAUGAUCAUUAUAAUGAAAUAAAUCACAAUUAAGAUUUAA